This is a messenger RNA of Cannabis sativa, 1470 nucleotides long. RefSeq lists its product as uncharacterized. Gene Ontology annotation, molecular function: ubiquitin-like protein conjugating enzyme binding; metal ion binding; ubiquitin protein ligase activity. Gene Ontology annotation, biological process: ubiquitin-dependent protein catabolic process. Gene Ontology annotation, cellular component: endoplasmic reticulum. NCBI's taxonomy places the organism in Eukaryota, Viridiplantae, Streptophyta, Magnoliopsida, Rosales, Cannabaceae. Bases 343 to 1044 code for a protein of 233 amino acids. The record is from RefSeq and is a predicted model, not a curated record. The transcript has 2 exons.
CGUUUAUGAUAAUUGGCUCUCUAAGUAAGUAGUAUGCAACAAACCAAACUAACAUAACAUAGGAAAGAAAGAAAGAAAGAAAGAAAGGUGAGAUUGUGCCUUUCAACGUUCAAACUUGUUUUGGCAGCCCAUCCUUCAUUGCUAUUAUUAAUUCUUUCCCAGUUUUAUUUAUUUUCUAUAAAUUUCGUCGAAACUUCACUCUUUCUCCUUGCUUCCAACUACCCCUCUUCCCUCUUCCACUGGGUCCUUUGCUUUCCUAUCCAAUUCAAUCCAUCUCUUCGCUCCAUAUUUGAUUAUUUCAAAUUCAAGGACUUGGAAGAUUUUGGGUUCAAGAGCAGAGGGAUGGCUAGUGGGAUUGGUGGAUCACCAAGCAGGCCAUCCCAAGACCCUUCUUCCUCUGCUAAUAACAAUGGUGAUGCAGGUAGCUUUGAAUGCAACAUUUGCUUUGAGUUAGCUCAAGAUCCGAUUGUGACCUUAUGCGGCCAUCUUUUUUGCUGGCCUUGCCUUUACAAAUGGCUUCACCUUCACUCACGCUCGAAGGAUUGCCCAGUUUGCAAGGCCCUUAUUGAGGAGGAGAAGUUGGUUCCAUUAUAUGGUAGGGGAAAGUCAUCAACUGAUCCAAGAUCAAAGUCAAUUCCUGAUGAUAACAUUCCACACCGUCCCACGGGGCAGAGGCCAGAAACUGCUCCUCCCCCAGACCCAAAUGAGUUUCGUGAUCAUUACGGAAUCAUGGCAGGCAUGGGAGGCAUGGCAGGCUUUGGAGGUUUUGCUCCAUUGGCAAGUGCUAGAAUAGGGAAUUUCACAUUGUCUGCAGCUUUUGGUGGUCUAAUCCCAUCUUUAUUUAAUAUUCAGAUGCAUGGUUUUCCUGAUGCUGGAAUGCACGGUGGCACAGCCGGUUUUCCUCAUGGGUUUUCUAAUUUAUUUCACGGUGGCAAUGUGCAUAGGUACCAUAGGCACCCAACUCAAGGACAACAGGAUUAUUUUCUGAAAAGGCUGCUUGUGUUUGUUUUAAUAUGCGUCGUUCUUGCUCUUUUGUGGCAGUAGAUUAAGAACGCUGUCACGGCUGAAAUUGCUAACGGUGGUUACCUAGGGUAAGCAUAUCUUUAAAUCUGUUAGCACAUCUUGUCCUUGAUUUUCUUUUUCUACUAGUAUUCUAUUCCAGGAGAUGAUCACAUAGUGAUUUAGAGAAGCUUUUUAUUUUCUGUUGUUGUUUAUGUUUUUCAUCAGUAUGUGAAAUAUGGCUUUCGUGUGUUCGUUGUUUGUAGUAGAUGUAAACUAAUGUAUAUGUAUACACAAUGUUGUUGAUGGGCGAAAUUUUGUGUGUUCUCUUCACUAGGAUAGAUAAGUGCUGUUGUGGUAGUCAUGUAACUCUUAUGCCAUUUUGCUGUUUUGUUUUUUCUUCUUCUUAGGUUGUGGUGAAUUUCACAAACUAGCUUGUUGAUUUAUGAAACGGAUUCUACUAUUUCUGAA